AUGGAGAAUUACGAGAAAUUACGUUCAGCAGGAUAUUUGGAGAAGUACUCUAUAGCCCGCCAUCCGCUCGGGUUCUACUACAAUGUCGGCGUCACCGCCACAUACACGCUACCGGAGUCCUACACGCGUCCGCUGCGGGACUAUGUGUACAAGGCCUGCGAGAUUCUGAUCGGCCAGCACCCCGUCCUCUCGGCGGUUCCCGCGAACGAGGAGUCCGACGAAGCAUACUUCGUCCGCCUGCCGGAGAUCGACCUCGCGCAGCCGGUGAGCUUCCACAAGCGUCUGCGGGGAUUUCCCGAAGGGGACGCCACCGACACGGAGCUGGACGAAUUCCUUCAGACGCAGCACAGUACCGGGUUCACGACGUCGGGGGCACCAUACUGGCGCUUGGCGAUCUUCACGGCCGACGGCGAGGACGAUGACGAUGCACCGGCGCGGCGACGGUUCACGGCCGCGUAUAUCUUCCACCACGCCCUGGGCGACGGCACGUCCGGGAAGAUCUUCCAGGAGACGUUCCUCGAGGCGUUGACCGCAGCCGGGUCGGCACUGAGCAGCGCGGCGCCCGGCGAGGAAGCGAAGCAGGUCGUGGCCACGCCGGCGGGCACGCCGCUCCCGCCGAACCUGGAGGCCGCGCAUCCCUGCGGCAUCUCGAUCCCGUUCCUGCUGGGCGCGGUAGUCAAGAUGAAGUUCGGCGCGCGGGACCGCGGGCUCUGGACGGGCGCGCCGGUCUUCACGCCGCUCGAGGCGCGGGCGCGCCACCUUGUCAUCCCCGCCGCGGUGUCGGCGGCCUUCCGCCAAAGCUGUCGCCGCAACGGCGCUACCGUCACGGUCGCCGUGCAGGCGGCCAUGGCCCAGGCGCUGUUCGCCCACCUGCCGCCGCAGUGCACCAAGCUGCGGCUCACCGGCGCCAUCUCCGUCCGCAAGUGGCUCACCCAGCCGAUCCCGGAGAAGUCGCUGGGCGUCUGGGUGAUGGACUUCGGGGAGAGCUACUGGCGCAAGAGCCUGCCCGUCACCGACGCAGGGGCCUUCCCCUGGAAGGAGGCGCAGCGCUCGCGGGAGACGAUCGAGCGCGUGCUCGCGAUGAAGGGGAAGAACACCGGCGUGAAUCUCCUCAAGUACGUGUCCGGUUUUUCGGAAUUUUUCCGAUCGAAGCUCGGGAAGCCUCGUGGGGAGAGUAUCGAGCUUUCGAAUAUCGGGGUCCUGAGUGCGUCGGAUGAGGCCCAGUCAGACCCUUCGAAGCCCCAGAUGGGUCGGGUGAUCUUCUCGCAGAGCCCCAACGCUGCGGGCGCCGCGAUUGUGGUGUCGGCGAUUUCGGGUGGUGAUGGCUGUUUGGUCCUGUCGUUUACAUGGCAGAAGGGUGUUGUGGAACCGGAGUUGGUUUCGGGCAUGAUUGACUCGGUGGAGAGAUUGGUUCAUCUUGCGGCACAAUAAUUUGGGGGUCAGGGGGGAUUUCUUUUGCUGUUAUUCAUCACCAUAUAUUGCGAUCUGCGGCUGCGAAGGGCCUGCGCAUAGUAUCUAAAACCCGAGUACCGUUAAUUCUAAUGUUAGCUAUCUUGAUCCGCA
This is a messenger RNA of Aspergillus aculeatus ATCC 16872, 1563 nucleotides long. RefSeq lists its product as uncharacterized. The coding region runs from base 1 to 1431 and encodes 476 amino acids. NCBI's taxonomy places the organism in Eukaryota, Fungi, Ascomycota, Eurotiomycetes, Eurotiales, Aspergillaceae. The transcript is spliced from 2 exons. Gene Ontology annotation, molecular function: N-acetyltransferase activity. The record is from RefSeq and is a predicted model, not a curated record.